AUGAUCGGACUUUUGGGACUAGUCGCCAACGUCAUCAACUUGAUAGUCUUCUACCGUCAUGGUUUGAACAGUUCGAUCAACAUCAGUCUCUUUGUUAUGGCCAUCUCAGACGUGUUCACCAUCAUCUUUGUUCUAGGGGCAAACCUAUGUCUUAAUCCCUACAUUGACCAGUGGUCAGUUCCGGUUAUGUUCGCUGAGGUCUACUACAUCACAGGGGGAUGGCCAUCGGGCGUGUCGUGUCGUAUCACGCUGUACAUAACUGUCUACAUCACAGCAGAGAGAUGCUUGUGUAUCUUGUUCCCGUUAAAAGUGAAGACUAUGGUAACUCCGAUACGAUCCAAGUUUAUAAUCGCGUUAAUAGUUGUACUUAACACAUUGACUCUGGUUCCGGAGUAUUCGUCCAUUUACAUGGCCUGGCGAUACGACAGCACCAGAAAUGAGUCAGUACUUGGUGUAGCCUUCAGAAGUAACAGGCUCCAGACACAAGGUGUGACAUUUCUAUUGCACGUCUGCCUCGUGGUCACUGGACUCUUCUGCGUCACAACAUUGACCUCCAUCCUGGUCAGCAAUCUUCGACGUCAAACAAAAUGGCGUAUGAAAAGCAGCAGCGACGCCAAGCAGCAAGCAGCGUACUCAUCACGUGACCGAAAGUCUCAACUGAUGGUCAUUGUUGUGGCUACGUCAGUGGUCAUCUGCUACACACCGAUAACUUGCGUCUCACUGGUCAGUGUGUUCGAACAACAGUUUUCUAUCGGAGGACAAUAUUCCAGCAUAUUCGUUAACACCUGGGGCACGAUCUUUAUCUUUGGAAUGACCAACUCCAGUUCUAACAUCUUGAUUUAUUAUAAAAUGAAUUCUAAGUUUAAAAGUACACUGAAGGAACUGUUUUUCAGGACUAGACCUAGGUUUUCUCUUUGA
Messenger RNA from Biomphalaria glabrata, 918 nucleotides. Its product is annotated as FMRFamide receptor-like. Gene Ontology annotation, cellular component: membrane. Gene Ontology annotation, biological process: G protein-coupled receptor signaling pathway. Gene Ontology annotation, molecular function: G protein-coupled receptor activity. The transcript has a single exon. Bases 1 to 918 code for a protein of 305 amino acids. Lineage: Eukaryota; Metazoa; Mollusca; Gastropoda; Planorbidae. The record is from RefSeq and is a predicted model, not a curated record.